GUUCUUUGUUGACUGAACAUGUAGGCUACAGUGCACGCCGUUCUUGGGUCAGGUACUUUGAAAUAUCCUUGUUUUUAUGUCUCCAGUUUUUAGAGGGGAUCUACUGACGUCACGGCAGUCACUUUAGUCGUCCUGCACAGUCUGAAGAUGUUUGCCACUGCAACAAAGAACUUUGUGGAAGAGAUUGACGAUGGCUCCUUGAUCCCCGUGUCCAGUCUGAAUGACAGCCUUGCUCCGUUGACCAUGGUUAUCAAGCGCAAUCGUUUCUUUCCGUGGCAGAAAGCCAAAUACCGACCGACUGACUUUACCCUGAACGAUCUGCUGACCGGAGACAAGCCCAUUAGCCCAGUUGUCGUUGAGACAGACUUCUUGAAGUUUGAUGGGACUUAUGGUGACAGCAUAGCAGCGAACGUGGAGGCAAACCUGGUCCGUGUCAACUUCAAUGUCGAGGGAAAAGACACCUCCAAACUCCAGUUAUCAUUUGGCACUUUAAAAAAAGAGGAGGUGGAUGUGCAAAAACUGUUGGUUGACUCCAAAAAUAGGAUUCUGGACAUGUCCCACUGUCUGAUCCAGCAAACCAGGCAGAAACACAAAGAGGUGUUUGGGGUGGUGAAGGAGAGGAUAGUGACGACCCAGCCCUGUUCGGUCAUAGAGGAGGUCCUGCAGGGGGGUCAGCUAGGCGGCCUUCUCAGCCUCUGUGGUCCCAAGCUCACCAAGGUGUCUGUGAAGGAGAACAGCAGCCUACAGACAGACAGUAACAUCACCAUGGAGAUUCCUCCACACACUGUCCUGGCUUAUGGCAUCAUUGAACUUGUGGUUAAAUCAACUGGGAAGUACAACCUGUGUCUUAUGUCCAACACUUCUGGGGGCUUUGAAGUGGACGGGCCUGUAAAGAAGGAUGUAGUGGCUCUUAUAUGUGCCAGUGGAGGCACCAUGAAGAGCAGCCCCCUUAAGAUAGAACUGGAUAGACUGACCGAUCACUUCCAGCUGCUGGCAGGCCUGGCAAGGGCAAAACGCUCCUCUCUGCUCCAGCUCCUCAGGACCAUCAUGAAGGACGGUCAGGCCGUCAGCUUGCUGGAGAACAUACUGGAUCAGAUGUGCCUUGGUUUAUCCCCAGACCUGGGUGAUGUUGAGGAUGGCUCCCUGAAGCAGACCUUCCAGGCUGUUCUGGAUCUUGUUGGUCAGCCCCAGACAGACCAGUCCCCCUCUCUCCUGAGUGCCACUCACCUGGUUGUUAGUGCUUUGGAUGAAAUGACAGAAGAGGACGUGUCUGUUUUGGGGUCCUGCAGUCCUCCACUCUUACACGCCCUGGAUCUCCUGGUGCAGCAGAGUGUAGUGGAAGGAGGGGGCUCCUCUCUGAGAGAUACAGGGCUGGCCCCCCUGACUGAGGAGCAGGGGUAUGAGAGAGCACAGCGGCUCCUGGCCUCCUCCUGUGUACUUCUGAAGAGAAAGGGAGACGAGCUGCAAACAGAGAUAAUUAAUCCCCCACGUGGAGGUCCCCCAACUAUAGUCCUGUGCAUCGCUGUGAGGGCAUUGGCCUCUUCGGGCCAUGGUAUUUGAGAGAGGGGCCAGGGCUGCGCAACCAUUUUCCAGAAGAGCCAAGUUCCUGUUUUCAUUCCAAACCUAAUUCAGCACACCUGAUUAUAACUAGCUGGUUGACAAGCUAAAUUGUGAAUUUUACAACUGGGGUUUGAGCCAGGCAUUCAAAAUGACCACAAUAACACAUUUUUGGGCUUCAAACUCAAUUUAAAAUGCUUUUGAAGUGUCUAUACUUAAAAAAAAAAUAAUAAUAUUGGGAUACUAAAACUGAGCUAUUGACUUCUGGUAGACCAAGUUACUGCUCCAUCAGAUUCUGGCCUUGACUGAGUUAUUUCACUACUUUCAGAAUGAGAAAUCCUUAAAAGAAUUGUGUAUAAAACAUGAAUUCCAAACUUCUUUAAAGGUAUAGUAUGCUAUUCUGGAAAGAGAAACUUAUUAGUAA
Messenger RNA from Osmerus eperlanus (European smelt), 1981 nucleotides. It is a transcript of the gene gsdmeb, whose product is annotated as gasdermin Eb. Gene Ontology annotation, biological process: programmed cell death. Gene Ontology annotation, cellular component: cytoplasm. NCBI's taxonomy places the organism in Eukaryota, Metazoa, Chordata, Actinopteri, Osmeriformes, Osmeridae. The transcript has 10 exons. The record is from RefSeq and is a predicted model, not a curated record. Bases 148 to 1560 code for a protein of 470 amino acids.